This is a messenger RNA of Prunus armeniaca (apricot), 465 nucleotides long. NCBI's taxonomy places the organism in Eukaryota, Viridiplantae, Streptophyta, Magnoliopsida, Rosales, Rosaceae. The record is from the annotation of a GenBank genome assembly.
AUGACUAAUAUUGUAAUUAUAAUUAGAAGGCCUGAUUAUGGAGGUGAGGACAAGAGGAGACCUCGAGUAAUACUUGCUGGUGAAAGGAGCGAUAACUAUAAGUCUUGCAAGUCUAGUGAGACAACUGAUGUAAGGUCGGAUGCAAAUGAUAACUUGCGCCCCAAGUUACUGAUUUCUAAACAAGCGAUUGUGAAUUUGGGUGAGGAAUAUCUCCCAAAAGCUUCUGAUCUGGGUUGGACUGGGUAUGUCUGUGCUAGACUGAACUGUCAACAACUUCAACUGUUUAGCUUCAGUUGUAAAUCGAUACCAAAGUUCAAUUUUGGCAGAGCUUUAAUCUACUUCAAGCCUUAUGAGGCUUUUGAACGAGCAGAACUGCGACCUCUUCAGUCUGAAGGGGCAAAAGUGGCUGGAUUUGAGGACUUACUGAGCUGGAACUGCACUGUGGUACCUGUUCCGCUUGAUUAG